Messenger RNA from Zea mays, 822 nucleotides. RefSeq lists its product as uncharacterized. Gene Ontology annotation, molecular function: protein-disulfide reductase activity. Gene Ontology annotation, cellular component: cytoplasm. The record is from RefSeq and is marked validated. The transcript has 2 exons. NCBI's taxonomy places the organism in Eukaryota, Viridiplantae, Streptophyta, Magnoliopsida, Poales, Poaceae. Bases 66 to 599 code for a protein of 177 amino acids.
CCACUGGCAACACCUUCGAGAAGAUUCCUCUCCUCUCCUCCCCGCGCGCUGCCUCCGCUCCGCUCAUGUCGUCCGCGCCGAGCACCACGGCGUCCACCAUCGCAGCCUCUAUCCACACGCCGUUCUCCUCGGGUCCCCGCGGGGCCCGCCUUCCGGCCGCGCUCCGCCUCUCGCUCGCUCAGCUCCGGUCGGCCGGAUGCCGCGCGGCGCCAGGUCGCCUCGCUCGCCCUCGCGCGCGCGUUCGGUGCGGCGCGGCGGCCAGGUUCAUUGGGCAGGGCGAGUUCCCCGCGGAGGUGCUGGAGUCGGAGCUGCCCGUGCUCGUGGACUUCGUCGCCGACUGGUGCGGGCCGUGCCGCCUCAUCGCGCCCGUCGUCGAUUGGGCCUCCGAGGAAUAUGCUGGGCGAUUAAAAAUUGUCAAGAUUGAUCAUGAUGCCAAUCCACAGCUGAUUGAAGAGUACAAGGUUUAUGGUCUCCCGACUUUGAUUCUCUUCAAGGAUGGCCAAGAGGUGCCAGGCAGCCGACGAGAAGGGGCAAUGAUAAAAGACAAGUUCAAGGAAUACCUGGAACCUCUGUUGACUACAAUUACAACAGCCGCUUAAGGUCGUUGCCUCCAGCUUGAGCACUGAGGAUGCCAACGGCACUGGGAAUGUUGAAGGUUUUUUUCCUUACAUGAGCACCAUGUUUAGUUUGUAAUUAACUACGUUGCGGGAUCAUGUUUGACUAUGUAUGAUUGUCAUUUGCGUAUAUUUGGUAAGGUAUACAUAAAGGGUUGUGAUGAGGUAUGCCCCCACUAAUUUUAAUACAAAGCAAGUUCGUUUUCGC